AGCAAUCAGCCAACUACCCGUGAGGAUGGUGUUGAUGUUCUCGUACUACGCUUCACGGAGUUCUUAAGUGUCUAUUCCUACUCGUACCUUUUCCAUGUCAAAUCCCAGAAAUCAUGUCUCUUGACAUUGAAGCACAGCGUCUUCAAAAUCUACAACAAAAGCAAAAAUUGCUGGAAGAAUUAGAUUUACACUCACACAGCAGCACUACUAAACCAGUCAAAUCAAGACCGGAGAUCAAACCAUCCUCGAAGAAGAAACGUCGUGACUUGAACCCGAUCGUGAGAAGUCGUACGUCCGCCAGACUCGCAGCGACAACCAAAAAGGUAUCUUCCUACAAGGAGGACAUCGACGAUGAGGACGAUGUAAAACGAUCCAUCAAAUCCAAGUCUAAUUCUAGACCCAAAACAUCACCAACCUCACUUCGUCGACAAUCAAGUCCGUCAAUACUCACCGAGUCACCAUCUCCUCCUGGAUCUACAUACGCAGACCUACCAACUCUCUUGAACAAAUACAAUUCCUGGACUCCCCUGCCUCCUCCACCGACUCAAUCACCAGACGGGACAUAUCACUUCCAAUCCCAUCCAACGUUCAAACCCAACAAAUCUCCACUCUCGAUCCUCCUAGAGGGUGCCUUUGGCGGUUCAUAUUUCGGUCCUUGGUAUUGUCGCACCUUGCACCUGACCUUGGAGGGGGACCACAUUCACACACUCCCACCUUCUUGGUUGGCCCAGUUAGACCCUCCGACCAAAUACCUGAUCUCUGGGUCAUAUGACGCCGGUCUGAACAAACACGGCGUAUCUUGUGGUCAGACACUCACCGAAUGGGAGUCGGCCGGUUGGAUCAAUUUCGACCAUGACCCUCGGGGUUGGUUCGAAUGGUACAUUCGUUUUUUCCUCGGUAGACGACUCGACGACGGCGAAGACGAACGUCAGAUAGGUCGUUGGUCACGUUGCGUCGGUCCCAAGGGACGUUGGAAACGUGUGUUGCUCAAAAAAUACGUCCAGGCAGGUGUACGUAGUGUAUUUGAUGAUGACGAUACCGAGGAAGAAAACAGAGUCAGUCCUGUGAUACAUCAAACUUGUCAUCAUUGGGCUUAUCAAGUUACACAAGAAGAUCUGGAUGAAGCAUGGAGAGAAUACGGUGGUGGUGGCCGUUGAUUUGAUCCACGAUUAGAUAGAUGAAUACAGAUCAUGAGGAGCUAGGUACGUGCAGAACGAUUGUCCUUUUCAUAAUUGCAGAACGUCGGCGAGGCAAGUUCCUUUUGAUACGAGUACUGCUGUAUAGUGAC
Molecule: messenger RNA, 1288 nt
Organism: Exophiala oligosperma
Lineage: Eukaryota; Fungi; Ascomycota; Eurotiomycetes; Chaetothyriales; Herpotrichiellaceae
Exons: 1
Coding region: 114-1157 (347 amino acids)
Source: RefSeq, a predicted model, not a curated record